Lytechinus variegatus (green sea urchin) is the source of this 2046-nucleotide messenger RNA. RefSeq lists its product as uncharacterized. The transcript has 2 exons. The record is from RefSeq and is a predicted model, not a curated record. Lineage: Eukaryota; Metazoa; Echinodermata; Echinoidea; Temnopleuroida; Toxopneustidae. Bases 33 to 668 code for a protein of 211 amino acids.
UUAAAGGAUCUUAUCCGAACACCCGGAAAAUAAUGAACCUUGGGAACACCGCAAGUGCGGUGAUGGAUAAACUGUGCGGAUGCUGCUGUGCCAACUGGUGCGAGAGGUUACGACACACCGAUUCCGCAACAGCCAUAGUACCUCGAGUUAAAGCGCCCUCUCAGUCAGACACACGUUGGAAGAGGCUUUCCUCGGGUAGGAGGGCCACCACCUCUCCACCGAGUCCUCUGGGAUCGGCUGAACUUCUACGAGUCCAACCUGGGCUGGACCCGUACUAUAGCGACGAUGAUGCCAGCACCUCCUCAGAAGGCAGUGCCAAGGUACCAGAUGGCACAAGCCCUAUCAAACGAGCUGCCUCAAUGCGUAGGCCUCGACCUGACGAACAGUUUGCGAACCCUAACGAUGAAAGCCGAAAGCGCUCCUCGAGCAUGUCCGGAGCCAGCCCGAGUACACUCACAGUGCCUUCCCCCGUUGACUCCCGAAGGAGGCGUAGCUUCGAGAACUUUCGGAUGUGCGAUCUCGGGGAGAUUCGGCCCGAACUUUAUGUGAUGGAGGACGCGCAGACCACAUUGGACAAGACGCAGUCACCGUCAAAAGAUGAUGCCAAUGAAGAAGCCUAUGGAAUUUUAUCGUUUAGUGUGAGAUAUGAGGAGUCUACCCAAAGGUAAGAUCACCAAAGUCAUAUUCUUCUCUUGAAGAGUUUUAUUGUAUUAAGUAAUGUUGCUGUCCUUGAUCGUGGCAUAGAGGGCUUCGAGAAACGAUUAGCGGACACGUAGCUCACUAUCUCAGAUUUAGUCAAGAAAUAGGCCAAUGAUGGGGACUUAUUACGGUGUCGAGAAAUGGGGCCUGGUUCCUGAACUUUUUUUGCAGAAUCUAGGAGUUCUUAAUUUGAGUACUACAACCAUAUACUAUACAUAUGGUUCCAGGGUAUUUUCUUUAAAAGAAAAGUAUUGACAGCCCUUUGGAACAUAGCGAAUACUACUUUGUCUGACAAGCUGCACCCCCGGAAAUACUUAGCUUCACAUGGAAAUCAUGGAUCUAGUUGACCCAAUGGUAGAUUGCCUAGCGAAUGAUUAUGGUGUUUGGGGAUUCAAUUCUUCUUUUUCAGUUCCCAGAAAUUUGGACAAAGAUACAUUGUUCGUGAACAAUUUGUAUUCAUGGUUUUCAGAGCUGGGAGAGAAUGGCGUAACAUCAUACAAGUAAAACUGUUCAUGCUACAUCACUUGACAUAGCAUACGUAGAAAUCAAAUUAAAUUAAUUUAUACGAGGUGAGUUUUCAAGUUGCUUUAUCACGCUACAGAAUAAAUUUCCAACUUUUGCCUGCCUUUGUCACUAUCUUAGAUUAUCAGCCUCCUAAAAUAUAAGUCCCAUCAGACGAUGUAUUGUUAUCUGAAUCUACCAAUAUCAGUUCUAGUCAUGUAUAAUUUGAAGGUGCAACUGUAAAAUGAAAUAUUUCCCAUCCACACGAAUGAGAGAGCAAUAAUAUCUCGAGCCCACGGAAGUCCCUCUAGUUUUACGAGACUAAAUGUCAAAGCUCAAGAAAACUGUGGACUUCAACGAGCAGGAUGCCCCCAAACGCACGGCUGGGACCAUCACCAGAAAUUGAGAAAUAACCUUUGUAGCGCUUUUUAAUCUGUCAAAAAAAAAUCCCCAGUGUGCGUUUCUCAACAAAUUGACUUUUGCGUUCACAAGACAUCCUUGAUGUUGGGGUAAUCGAUCAGACGAUGGCUACAAAUCAAAGCUAAUUGAGUACAAGAUUGUUAACUGAUCUUAAAGGUUGACACUUGAAGAAGCGACCUUGCUCACUGUCAGAUUCGGGAGAACAGUCUUGAACAAAGAUGCAUGUAAUUGAUACCCUUUAAAAGAUUUUUUUGCCAUGAAAUUGGAUAAGAUAUAUAAAAGGUAAAACAGUAACUGACAAGUCAGCAACUAUACUACUUUAUUGUUACUCUGUUUUGUUCGUCCUGUAGUUACUCCUGCUACUGCGGCUGCUACUACUACAACUACUACUAUUGCUAAAAUAACAACUAUUACUACUACUACUAC